Messenger RNA from Drosophila mojavensis, 11111 nucleotides. RefSeq names its product axoneme-associated protein mst101(2). The transcript has 2 exons. The record is from RefSeq and is a predicted model, not a curated record. Gene Ontology annotation, molecular function: L-lactate dehydrogenase (NAD+) activity. Gene Ontology annotation, biological process: carboxylic acid metabolic process. Bases 191 to 4564 code for a protein of 1457 amino acids. Lineage: Eukaryota; Metazoa; Arthropoda; Insecta; Diptera; Drosophilidae.
ACUCCUUUUUAAAUGUGUAUACUCAAAUAGUUGAAAAACACAACUCAGAUCAAAAAGAUCAAGUCUAGAAAACAGCAAAUUUUUGGUUCACAAUAUGUCAAAAUUUUAGCUAUAACACUUUCAUAGUAAUUGCAAAAUUGUAUAGUUUUAUUUAAUUUGCGGUAUUAGUAUUUAAAUUAAGCCAAUCAGCAUGUCUUUUAAUAGAUUUACUUCCGUUUGUAUGCGUAAGUCAAUUCUAAGAAGCAUUUUUAUUCUUACGGGUUGUUUAGAUUGUAUGCAUUCCACGAAACUUCCGAUAAAAUACACACCAUGUGUGUCCUAUAGUAAAAAAUCAGACUCUGCUUCGGGUUCUUCUGAUGACUGUCAAAAAAAUCCGUGUGACUUGUAUUCAAAAAUAUUGGAUAAAAAGGAAAAAGAAAUAGAGAGAAAUGAAGCGGCCUGCAGAAAGCUGAAAGAGGAACAACAGCUUAAGCAAUAUGAAGAAAAUUGUCUGAUAGCUCAACGAAGGCGGCUUGCCGAGGAAAUGCAGUGCAUGGAUCAGAAGGACAAAAUAGCUUUGGAAGGCAUGAUGAGCUGUUUAACGCGAGGCAUGAGAAAGGCCUGCAAAAAACUGGCACAUAGGAAGCUUCGCAAUGAUAAAGAGCUUGAACAAAAAUGUGCUGUGCUGAUUAAAGCUGCAAAGAUCAAAAAGAUAUUAAAACAGUGCGAUAAAAGGAGAAUGAAUACUAAAAGUGCUGGGGAUAAAAACAAAGAGGACUCUGAAAAGAAAUUGAAAAAGAAGUGUAAGAAAAAAAAAGGUAAGACAGGAGAGCCCAAAGCGGAGCAAAGGUGUAAGGAUAGUAAUGAGCAGAAAGAUAAGAAGAAGAAAUGCCCAACUGAAAAGAAGUCAAAAAGUAAUAGUGUAAAGGAGGAGAAGAAGGAAAAAGCUGAAUGUAAUAAAGUUGAUAAACAAAAGCCAAGAAAUGAGGAUAGCGAUCCAAUUGAAACUAUAUGUACUUCCUUGUGCAGAAAUGGUAAAAUUGCCGAUGCCUCAACAAAUCCCCAGAACAAGUAUUUAAUAAAAUUAGAGAAAUGUAUUCGAAAAGAAUGGUCAGAUAUUUGCAAGUGCCGCGAAACAUUGAGCAAACGUGAGAAGAUCCAACUGGCGCGUUCUCAUAAAUAUUUGUCGGCUCAUAUUAAAGAGCAAUGUAGAAAAAAAGUAUUGGCGGAAAUGUGCGCAGCAAUUAAAACAACAUGUUCCAAAGAUAAAGCUGCUAAAAGUAAAACAUGUAAAGAGAGUGCAACAGCAAAGAAAAAGGAGCCUAAUACAGAUAUAUGUGAGGAGAUCUGCGAAAAUAAAGAAUUACAGAAGGAGAUAAUGGAGGCAAAGCGCGAAGAAGACGAAUUUAUUAAGAGCGAAAUAGAGAAAUUAAAGAAAAAGUGCUUAGAGAAAGCUUGUAAGAAGGUAGACGAGAAGGGAGAAGAAAAAAAAACCCCAAACAAAAAGACUAAAGAGUGUGCACCAAAGAAAAAAUGCGAAAAAGAGAAACAGGAACAACAAAGAAAACAAUGCGAGGAGCAAAAGAAGAGACAGGAAGAGGUGGCUGAAAAGAAAAAGUGCGAGGAGCUGGCUAUUAAAGAAAAGUGCGAAUCUCUCAAAAAAAAAUUGCAAGAGGAUGCCAUAAGAAAAAAAUGCGCAAUGAUGAGAAUGCGAGCAGUUAUAGAAAAGAAAAAGGAAAAAGAAGAAGCUCAGAAGAGAGAAUGCGAGAAGUUGAAGAAGCAGAAAGAGUCCGAGGGAAAGAAGAAAGAGUCUCUAAAAAAUAAAUGCGAGCAAAACAAAAAGAACCAAGAAAUCGCUGAAAAGAAAGAGCGCGAAGCAGAAAUUCUGCAUCAAAAGUGCGAAGCGCUUAUUAAAAAAAUAGAACAGCAAAUUCAAAGCGUGACUGAGAAGAGCAAAGCGGGGAAGGCAUCUACAAAAGUGUGUGAGGCGGAAGUGGAUAAAAAGCAAGCAGAUGAUAAGAAGCUCAAGGAAAAAUGUGAGGAAGAGGCUUUAAAGGAAAAGUGUAAAGCUCUAAAAAAAAAGUUACAAGAUGGUAUUAAGCGAAAGUGCCCGGGUGAAAAGCAUAGUCACGAAGACAAGGCCCAAAGCAAAGAAGAGAAGAAAUGUAAAGAAAUCGACUUAGAAGGCAAGUGCAAAGCUCUGAAACAAAAAUUAGAAGAAGACGCUCUAAGAAUUAAGUGUGCGAUGAAAAAAAUGCGUGACCAUGCAGAAAAGGAAAAGCAAAAUAAAGAAGCUGAAAAAAAGAAAUGCGAAAACGCUCAAAAAAAAGAUCAAGAAGAAGCUCAAAGAAAAAAGUGUGAGGAGGCAAAGAAACAGAAAGAGGAACAGAAAAAAAAGGACGAAGCUGCUAGGUGCGAAGAUCUGAAGAAAAAGCAAGAGGAAGACGCUCUUAGACUAAAGUGCGCCAUGAAAAAAAUGAGAGAGAAACUUGAAAAGAAAAAGAAAGAAGAAGCGCUAAGAAAAAAAUGCGAAGAGGAAAAGAAACAGAAAGAAAAGUGCGAAGAUCUGAAGAAAAAGGAAGAGGAAGACGCUAUAAGGGCAAAGUGCGCAAUGAAAAAAAUGCAAGAUGCUCUUGAAAAGAAACAGAAAGAAGAAGCGCAAAGAAAAAAGUGCGAGGAGGAGAGGAAACAGAAAGAAAAAAAGCGAAAAGAAGAAGAAGAGUGCGAAGCUCUUAAGAAAAAGCAAGAGGAAGACGCUAUAAGGGCAAAGUGCGUAAUGAAAAAAAUUAAAGAAGAGCUUGAAAAGAAAGCAAAAGAGGAAGCGCUAAGAAAAAAGUGCGAGGAGGAGAAGAAAGAGAAAGAGAAAAAGCGAAAGGAAGAAGAAAAGUGCGAAGCUCUUAAGAAAAAGCAAGAAGAAGACGCCAUUAGGGCAAAGUGCGCAAUGAAAAAAAUGCAAGAGGCAAUUGAAAAAAAAGAGAAAGAAGAAGCGCAACGAAAAAAGUGCGAGGAGGAGAAAAAACGGAAAGAAGCAGAGGAAAGAAAAAAAAAGGAAGAUGAAAGGUGCCAAGCUCUUAAGAAAAAGCAAGAAGAAGACGCCAUUAAAGCAAAGUGCGCAAUGAAAAAAAUUCAAGAGGCAAUUGCAAAAAAAGAGAAAGAAGAAGCAGCGCGAAAGUGUGAGGAGGAGAAGAAACGGAAAGAGGCAGAGGAAAAAAAACGAAAGGAAGAAGAAAGGUGCCAAGCUCUUAAGAAAAAGCAAGAAGAAGACGCCAUUAAAGCAAAGUGCGCAAUGCAAGAGGCACUUGCAAAGAAAAAGAAAGAAGAAGCUCAAAGUAAAAAGUGCGAGGAGGAGAAAAAACAGAGAGGGGCCCAGGAAAAAGAAAAGAAGGAAGAAACUUCUAAGGCAAAGUGCGACUUUCUUAAAAAAUUAGAAGAACAAGAUGUUAUUAAGAAAAAAUGCGCAAUCAGGAAAAUUCGCGAUGCUAUCGGAAAAAAGCAAGAAGACGUUAUUCGGCAAAAAUGCGCAAUGAAAAAAUUACGAGAGCAAGAAGAAAAGGAACGUAAGGAAAAUGAGGCGCGCAGAGCAAAAGCUAUUCUGUUUCGAUCCACUCUUUACAGAACGAAUUGCAAGCAAGACUUUCAGGCCGGCAACAAGGUAUCCAUUGUUGGCGCUGGACCCGUGGGCAUGGGCUGUGCCUUUGCCCUGCUAACAAAACGCGUCACGAAUAACAUAGCCAUCUAUGAUGUAAAGAACGACUUAAGUUCUGCACAGCGCAACGACCUUCGACACGCAUCGCUUUUCCUUCAGAACUGCAACAUUGACAACAGCAGCACCAUUGAGUGUACCAAAAAUUCUCGCGUGGUAGUAAUUGCGGCUCGACCGAGCAGUAAACCAAACGAAUCAUGCCAGGAUCAGCUCCUCAGAUCGGCUGACAUGAUCAAGCAAAUCGUUCCUGAAUUACUCAAGCUGAGUCCAAAGGCUGUCUUUAUCGUUGUGUCUAGUCCCGUAGAUGUGAUGGCUUGGGUUGCCCGCAAGAUCACCAACCUUCCCUAUGAGCGCUGCUUCAGCACUGGAUGCCACUUGGAUACAGCGCGAUUCCGCAUGUUUAUAGCCCAGUUAGUCGGGGUCUCCACGAGCUCGGUGCAGGGAAUGGUGUUGGGGGAGCACGGAGACACUUCGGUGCCAAUCUGGUCCUCCGUCAGUGUGGGCGGAACUCUACUAAAGGACUUGCUGCCGCCCAUAGGUACUGACAAAGAUCCGAUGGUAUGGUCGAAUGUUCACAAGAGCGUUGUUAAUGCGGCCUAUAAAGUCAUCGCUGGUAAGAACUAUACGAAUUGGGCGAUCGGUCUUACCGUUUCCGAUGUUGUGUCUGCCAUAUUCGAAAACAGUAAUCGCAUCUUGUCAUUGUCAACGAAUGCGAAGGGCAUGUGUGGAGUGAAAGAUGAAAUUUUUCUAUCAUUGCCUUGCAUUGUUAACCAGUGGGGUAUUUAUGGAGUAUUACAUCCUCAACUUUCAGAUUGGGAGAAAGACAAGUUCAAGAUGUCAGCAGCAAAAUUACUAAAUACACAGAAUAGUAUUAAGCUCUAAGCACCAGAUUUUAGUAAAGUUUUCAAUAUUCUUAAUAAAUUACUUUUAAUUGGUGUUGGCAGAGCGAUUUGCCGGAUACAGAAUUUCCAUUGAAAUUCGCGUUCUGUUUUAACUGUUUUAGUAGAGCGAAAACGAAGUAAAAGUGGAACUCUACGCCAAGAUUUGUUCUUGGUGGUACAGCUCGUCUUUCAAAAUCCUCCAUGAAAACUGUUGUAUGCAAAACAAAAUUAAAUUAUUUUUUUUCGGUUGAAUCAGUCAAGAAACCUGGUGAGGAGUUCGUGCGAAGCAAGUCGUUCUCUAUUACUGUCUAUCGUCUAUAAAAUUUCUGUAAAACACAUGCUGAUUGUAUUUGAAAUAAGACAUUGAUAAAUGGACAUUUUUUAGUCACUAAAUUCUGGGUCAUCUACUUUCAAUGCUUUUGACUACAUGUAUUCAAAAUUUAUCAAAUAAAUAUGUAUCGAAAUCAAAAGGAACAUUUUGCAAUAACUGUCAACUUUUUGAGAGAAAGUUUUAUUUCAUUCAUUUCAUAUUCAAAAUUAAUCAAUAAUCUUGACUUAAACAAUAGCAAAACGAGUAUUUAAAAAUGUUUAGAUUUUAAACAAAAUUAAGUCAUUGUUUUCUUUCUUUUUUUUUUAAAUCACCCUACUUUUUUGAGCUCGGUAUGAUGAUCAAAUCGUUAUCUUAUGGCGUCUAUAAAAAUUUUCCUAAAUUCGAAAUUUUGAGAUAUUCAUCUUCAUCUUUCGACUCAUUCAGCUGCAAAGACGAUAAGCUUUUCGAUGAUUUUCGCGAUUGCUUGUACAGACGCUCAGAAGAACAAGACGUUCAAUGUGGGAACAAAGUAUCUAUUGUCGGAGCCGGCUCCGUUGGCACUGCGUGUGCUAUAGCCCUGCUUUCCAAAGGCAUCACCAACAACAUAGCUCUCUAUGAUUUGAGGAAAGAGUUCUGUUCUGCAGAGCGGCAAGACCUGCUACAAGGGUCGCUUUUCCUUCACAACUGCAAAAUUGACAAUCGGACUACCAUUGAGUGCACAAAAAACUCACGCGUGAUAGUGAUCACGGCAGGGGUGCGUAGUAAACCGAACGAGUCACGCCAGAAUUUGGUCCACAGGUCGGCAGAAAUCAUCAAAGAACUUGCCCCUGAAUUGCUGAAACAGAGUCCAAAGGCUGUCUUUAUCGUUGUAUCAAAUCCAGUUGAUGUAAUGACUUGGGUUACCCGCAAGAUCACCAACCUACCCUAUGAGCGCUGCUUCAGCACUGGAUGUCAUUUGGAUACAGCGCGAUUCCGCAUGUUUAUAGGAAAGCUAUUGCGGGUGUCAACGAGCUCGGUGCAGGGAAUGGUGUUGGGGGAGCAUGGAGACACUUCGGUGCCAAUCUGGUCCUCCGUCAGUGUGGGCGGAACUCUACUAAAGGACUUGCUGCCGCCCAUAGGUACUGAGGAUGAUCCGUUGGCUUGGUCGAAUGUACACAAGAACGUUGUUGACGCGGCCUAUAAAGUAAUCGGUGGUAAGGGCUACACAAAUUGGGCGGUUGGCCUCACCGUUUCCGAUGUUGUGUCUGCCAUCUUCGAAGACAGUAAUCGCAUCUUGUCAUUGUCAACGAAUGCGAAGGGCAUGUGUGGAGUGAAAGAUGAAGUUUUUCUGUCGUUGCCUUGCAUUGUUAACAAGUGGGGUAUCUAUGGAGUAUUACAUCCUCAACUUUCAGAUUGGGAAAAAUGCAAAUUUGAGAACUCAGCCAAAGUAAUGCUAAACCUACAGAAUAGUAUUAAAUUCUAAAAUGGCAUGUUGUCUGAAGCUUCAUAAUAAAGACAUUAAUUAUUAGUGGAACAGCAAUCUACUACGGAAAUAAUUAUCACGGUAUCCCAUAUUUUAAUCCACAAUUUGAAAUUUUUGUCAACUCUUUUAAAAUAAACAGACAUUACGAAAAAAUUGUUUGUCGGAAUGGUCAUUAAAAAUAUUUAAAAUUCUCCAAUAAGUUUAAUCGAUAAGAAUAAUGACAAUAGCAAUAUUUUAAAUCAUUUGGACAGCAGAAUAUAAAAAGAAAAUGUUAUAGCACCCUUUCUGGAAUUUUUUUGUGUGUUGACCACAACAUUUCAAACGCCACAAAAUUAUUUCUGUUAUUUUUAACUCAUUUCAAAAUUUUUAUCAAUUUUUUUUUUUUGGUUUAGACAAUCUGCAUGAAGAUGAAGCACGGUUUAUCCAGAAUUUGUACUAAUGUAUUGACUUCCAGUAUUAAGAAUAGUAUGAGGCAACAGCCUCUAUGUGCCACUCAAAUAUUAUGUAUUACACGCUCUGCUUCGUCGAGCUGUAAUGAUGACAAGCUUUUGAAUGCUUUUCGCACCUGCUUGUUCAAACGCUUGAAACAGCAGGAGGUACAGCCUGGAAACAAGGUCUCUAUUAUCGGUUCUGGUGCCGUGGGCAUGGCGUGUGCAGUAGCUCUGCUUUCGAAGGGGAUUACCAACGACAUAGCUCUGUACGAUAUCAAUAAGGAUUUGUGUACUGCCGAGAGUGCGGACUUGGUACACGGCUCAUUAUUUCUAAAUAACUGUAAUGUUGCGAAAUGCUGCGAUAUUGGAUCGACACGGGACUCGAGAGUAGUUGUAGUGACGAGUGGAGUACGCCCGAAAGCCAACGAGAAGCCUUCAGAGGUGGCCCAAAAAACGGCGGAUAUUAUCAAGUGUGUAAUGCCCAGCCUGGUUAAAGAAAGCCCCAAGGCUGUAUUUAUUAUUGUUUCAAAUCCAUCCGAUGUCAUGGCCUGGGUGGCCCAUAAAAUAUCCAAGUUACCCUACGAGCGAUGCAUUAGCACGGGCUGUCAUUUAGACACUGCACGCUUUCGACUGUUUAUUGCGCAGCUUUUGGGCGUGGCAACUAGUUCGGUGAAUGCAUUUGUCCUCGGGGAGAAUGGUGAACGUUCGGUGCCAAUGUGGUCCUCGGUUACGGUGGGGGGUGUGCGGCUAGAGCAACUGGUGCCAAAGAUUGGCACAAGCGAAGAUCCGAUGCAGUGGUGCAAAGUACAUAAGGACGUUGUCGAGGCGGCGGCCAAGGUGAUUGCCCUAAAGGGCUACACGAACUGGGCCAUUGGACAUGCUGUUGCCGAUGUUGUAUCUGCCAUAUUCGAGAACAGCAACCGGAUCUUGUCGUUGUCAACAAAUGCCAAGGGAAUGUGUGGAAUCAAAGACGAUAUAUUCUUAUCGCUACCGUGCAUUGUUAACAAAUGGGGCCUCUUUGGGAUUAUUCGUCCACAUCUAUCGAAAUGGGAGUCAAAUGCGAUGAAGGAAUCGGCCGAGCAGGUAUUGAAGGCUCAAUGUGACAUUAAACUUUAGGUACUUAAAAAAAAAAAAAAAAAAUUAGGGGUUUUGAAAUUGUAUUCAGUAGUUUCCCCUGCUUUCAGUAAAUAAAUUUAUCGUCAGGCUUAGUUAUAAAUGCUAUUUUUUAUUUGGCACAAAAUUGAUUUGCUUUCUGGGCGUUGUCAAAAUGUGGCGAAUUUGCAGCUAUACACAGCUCGAACCAAUUAUAAACGGCUGCAAGCGGUGCCAGCUACCAGUAGAGGUUAACUCGAAUAUUAGAGGCAAGAGCUCCUCAUGCACAGGGCCCUCACAGUCACUUAUUCCAAAGAAGAGCCUUAUUAAGAAGGAACCCAAACAGCGAGAACAAAAAGUGAAAUUCAAAGGCAUUCCACAUUCGAUCGAUAAUCAAUCCGAUUACUAUUUACGCAAUGGAAGCUCCAGUAGGAAGCCACCAGUAAAAGGAGAGUCCCAUACAUACGCGCAGUCAAGUGAGAAAAGUAGUGAAUCCAACUUGAACAAAACUGUAAAAGGGAAUGUCAUUAAAAGGAAUUCGACUGCAGAGAGAAAAUCUAAAAUUGAAAUCAAUAGAUGUCUGCCGCAUAAAUGUAAAUCAGCAAACGAGGCUCGCUCAAGGGAUCCUUUUGAAUCGACAGACGACAAAAAUGAUGAAAAGUUCUAUGAUUGCCAGGACAUAUCUUCACGAAAAAUCGCCCCAUUUUCAGGGCUGGUGUCUAACGAGCUAAAGAGCCAAACAAAAAACAAAUGUCAGCCAUUACAUAGAGCGCUUUCAGAUCAACCAGAGCAACGUAAAGGUUGUUUUUCAUCAAAGCUAAUACGAAAUACUACAAAAAGCGGCAAUGGGUUGGCACAGCACGGCUUCAGCUUGCAUUCUGCUCAUUUGAUAGAGGAACAAGAUCCGCACUGCAUUCAUUGUGAGGCAAAGUCUUGUCCCCAGCGUACGUAUAUGCUCUCGGGGACAUUACGUUGCACAAAAUGUCAUGCCAGAGUGGCAAAUGAUCAGUGGAGUAAGAAUGCUGUGCCGGCUCAAUAUCAAUUGGACUUGAAGAAUAUUUCGGUACCUAUUGUCAAGCGGUCUGCCCAACCAAAUUAUGAGCUUCAGAAUCGAACCCCCUCCGAUUUCUGUCCCGAUAAACGAAGAAAGCACUUAAAUGGUCCCAUCCCCAAAUCAUCUGUCAUGUACCAACCAUUACCCUUACUAGAAGAUGCUCUAAGGAAAUUACGAAACGAUCCUAGUUUUACAUUAAGCGCAAAACCCACAGCACUGCUAAGAGAUCGACUACAAGAAUAUAAUAAAGAAUUAUUUAAUGCUGUACGUGAAUAUGACGGUAUAGCCCAGCCCAAUAGGAGUUCAACAUCAGCUUGUUGGCCUACCCAUCCCAAAAGUUGGAACAAAGAUCAUAUAAUGCAAUGUUUUCGUGAAGAUCAAUCCUCUUUUAAUUUAGCGAAACAGGAGUUGAGAAAUGAGCGGAUUGAAUCAAACGCUGAUUCCUUAUAUUUCAGAGUGAAACAGAAGUCAAGCGAGCUGUGGCCUAUGCAACCACUUAGAAAGAAGUUGAAUAUAGCCGAUCAAUAUUGGAAAUCGGUAAACGAAGUAGAAGACAACAAGUCACCGAAGAUGCCUGACCGAAGGCCAAUGAAAUCGAAACUGAUAAAUAAAUGCGCAAAUGAUAAUAAUGAUAAUAAUUACAACUCCAUUUCCGGCUCUGCAAAUGCGAAUUCUUCUAUGCAUCUGAUGAAGAAUAGCAAUGCUGCAUUCACAAAACCUCAAUUGACUGAUCUCCGCUGCCACAAAUCUAACAGUAUUAAGCGAAUACAAGAUAAUGCGAAGAUGGAAUUGGAUGCAUUAAGUGAUAAUAAUUCUCAGACUCAACAACAGAAGCUGAGUAAAGAAUUUGACGAUUUCAGAUUUGAUGAUCACCAUAGUAUUAGGCUCUAUGUCGACUACAUCAAAUCUGAGAUGAGUCAAAUUGAUAAUAUAAUCAAUAAAUGUAGAAUACUAAAAAGAAAAUAUGGCAUACAGCUGGAAGAUAAUUGUGCGGAAUACCUGCAGCAGAUGUUCAAAAGGAAUAACAAUGUAUUGCAGGAGGUGGGAUCGAUGCUACAUAAAAGGUGCUUGGAUGCUAUCGGAAAUCGAAAAAAUCAGUUCGUAGUCGCCAAACAAAUUAACAUUGAAAAUGUGCUGCCAAGCAAAUUCACGAAGUCCGUAACGAAAAACAAGUGUGAGGACGACUUAGAAAGAGUAGACGAGACAGCAAAAGCAAAUCAUGAAAAGCUGAAAAAACAGACUCAGGCAACCGAAGAAAGUCAAAGGAAUGCUAAGAAAUCGCUAGAUGAUAAGAAAGAGAGUUUACCGAAUCAGUGCAGGAAAACUGAGAAAGAGAAGAAAUUGAACAAAACAGAGAAGGAAUGUGAUGUGGCCGACUUACAGAAUGCACCAGACGGAAAUAUUAAAAUGAAAGCAGAAGUGACUGAAAGAAACCAGGCAGAAACACAAAACGAAGUAGUUGAACUUAAUAAGCAGCUGGAGGAGGAUACAAGGAAAAAGGAGAAGCUCGAGGCCAUGAACACAGAUAAAACGGUUGGUGAUCGGCUAAAAAAAGAUAUAUUAGCUCCCUUUUAUAUGCUCAACGAUGCUCUAAUAUCAACUAUUUUCCAAGGGAAUAAGCUGGACCAGCCUUACGCCAUGAGACGUCUGGAGAGCGAACGCCCAUGGUUAGGUUCACAAAAUCAAAGAGGGUUUACUAAAUCAGUUGGAAUUCUUGAUGCUCUUGGUAUACCGCAUGCCACACGUCUGGAUAGCAUAAACUACAUGUUCGAAUUUCGAAAUCGGUUCAAUCACAGCUGCCAACAACUACAGUUUUCGACAAGCCCCGAAGAAGAUAACCCAGAGCCCGAUGAGGUUAGACAACAAUCAGAGAAAGCAUUGAUAAAUGAAUGGGUAAAUGAAUUUGGAGAGUUACCGUUACAGAUAAGACCAGGGUCGAAAAUAUUAUUUCCCUUGCCCCAUUCUGAGGGGAGCUACUUUAUUAGCGACAGCGAUACAUGUCUGCAAUUAAAGUGGCUCGAUCUUAGAAUGGGUGAAGAGCUCGAAUAUGACGAUUCUGAUACUGAUUCUGAAACUUAAACUGGCGUGAAGUAAAUGAGUAAAGUAGACAAUUGAAAUGUGUGUGUAUAUAUAUCAAAAGAUAAUCAUAUGUGCAAGAUAUUAAAAUUGAUUAGUCUUGAAUGUGUCAAGAUUUAUGAA